Molecule: messenger RNA, 1296 nt
Organism: Budorcas taxicolor (takin)
Lineage: Eukaryota; Metazoa; Chordata; Mammalia; Artiodactyla; Bovidae
Gene: QRFPR
Product: pyroglutamylated RFamide peptide receptor
Exons: 6
Coding region: 1-1296 (431 amino acids)
Biological process (GO): G protein-coupled receptor signaling pathway
Cellular component (GO): membrane
Molecular function (GO): peptide binding; neuropeptide Y receptor activity
Source: RefSeq, a predicted model, not a curated record
AUGCAAUCGCUCAACAUCACUCCGGAGCAGUUCUCCCGGCUGCUGCGGGACCACAACCUGACGCGGCAGCAGUUCAUCUCGCUCUACGGGCUGAGGCCGCUCGUCUACACCCCAGAGCUGCCCGGGCGCGCCAAGCUGGCCUUCGUGCUCACCGGUGUGCUCAUCUUCGCCCUGGCACUCUUUGGCAACGCGUUGGUGGUCUACGUGGUGACCCGCAGCAAGGCCAUGCGCACUGUCACCAACAUCUUCAUCUGCUCCCUGGCGCUCAGCGACCUGCUCAUCGCCUUCUUCUGCAUCCCGGUCACUAUGCUCCAGAACAUCUCCGACAACUGGCUGGGCGGUGCCUUCAUUUGCAAGAUGGUGCCAUUUGUCCAGUCCACCGCUGUCGUGACAGAAAUCCUCACGAUGACCUGCAUUGCUGUGGAGAGACACCAGGGGCUGGUGCAUCCUUUUAAAAUGAAGUGGCAGUACACCAACCAAAGGGCUUUCACGAUGCUGGGGCUGGUCUGGCUGGUGGCCGUCAUCGUGGGAGCGCCCAUGUGGCAUGUGCAACGACUUGAGAUUAAGUAUGACUUCUUAUACGAGAAAGAACAUGUGUGCUGCUUGGAAGAAUGGAGCAGCCCUGUGCACCAGAAAAUUUACACCACCUUCAUCCUUGUCAUCCUCUUCCUCCUGCCUCUCAUGGUGAUGCUUAUCCUGUACAGUAAGAUUGGCUAUGAACUUUGGAUAAAGAAAAGAGUUGGAGAUGGCUCUGUGCUUCGAACUAUUCAUGGAAAAGAAAUGUCAAAAAUAGCCAGGAAGAAGAAGCGAGCUGUUGUUAUGAUGGUGACAGUGGUGUCUCUCUUUGCUGUGUGCUGGGCACCUUUCCACAUUGUUCACAUGAUGAUCGAAUACAGCAACUUUGAGAAGGAAUAUGAUGAUGUUACAAUCAAGAUGAUUUUUGCUAUAGUGCAAAUAAUUGGAUUCUCCAAUUCCAUCUGUAAUCCAAUUGUUUAUGCAUUUAUGAAUGAAAACUUCAAAAAGAAUUUUUUAUCUGCAGUUUGUUAUUGCACUGUAAAAGAAACCUUAUCCCCAGCACGAAGGCAUGGAAAUUCAGGGAUUACAAUGAUGCAGAAGAAAGUAAUGUUUUCCCGGAAAGAGAACCCAGUUGAGGAGACCAAAGGAGAAGCCUUCAGUGAUGGCAACAUUGAGGUCAAGUUGUGUGAACAACCUGAUGAGAAGAAACAUCUGAAACGACACCUUACCCUCUUUAAUUCUGAACUUUCUGAGAAUUCUGGUCUAGGCAGUGGGCAUUAA